AAGCUAUUUAAUAGUUCAUAAUUUUCAGGUUAUCUGUACAUCAAAGCAAUCACACAAUUUGUGAUUAUCCAAAAAGGAUGUGAUCAUAAAUGUUUCAAUUAUCAAGGAAUUAAUGAUUUUCAUAAAGGAUGAUGUUGAAGUACACAUUUAUGAUACGAUUAUAUUCUUUGGAAUAAUACAGAUAUAUUUGCAUUAGCAAACACAAAAUGGCGCUUGUCAAUAUCGAAGGAAUCGAUCCUUGGCUUACGGAAUAUGACGCAUGUGAGAAACUGUUCCGUGAAAUUAUGGAACAGCUCACUAUGCGUGAUGGAGAACCAAAGACAUCAAAAAUUUAUGCCAGUUUGUCAGCCAAUAUAAGAUUGCGUAUGAAGCAAUAUACACGGGAAGUUCAGCAAUUAAAAUGCAAAGUGGAAGAAGCUUCUAAAUUAAAAACAAUAACAUUUGAGGAAGCUGAACGUCGGACGAGGCAAGUGGAACAGUUGCAAAGCAAAGACAUUCAAUUACAAAAAUUAUAUGAGCCACGUACAAAUGAUUAUAUGUCGUCGCGCACUAGCUUAUUAAGGGCAGGUUCAUCAGCUUUCGCUGAUGGAGGCACAACUUCUUGGGCUGCUGACGAUGAUGAUGACAAGCCAUUAAAUAUUCAAGUAUCUGUUAAUGAUCUUAUGAGUCAUCAAGAACGAGUAUUGAUAGAACAAGAUAAAGGCUUAGAGGAGUUAUGUAAAGUGAUAGCUCGCCAAAAAGAAAUUGGACAAACAAUUAGUAAUGAAGUGGAUCACCAAAAUGAAAUAAUUGAUGAUCUGGCUGAUCAUAUGGAUAGGACUGAUGAAUCUUUGAUUAACAAGACUCAACAGGUUCGUAAUAUUAAUUCCAAAGAUCGUACAUGUGGUUAUUGGAUAGUGAUACUUAUACUUUUUAUUGCUAUUAUUAUUGUUUCUUUCGUAUAGUGGAUAUUGAAUAUAUUACAUUAAUCCUAUUAUGAAUUAUUACAACAUCUAAAUUACAUCAGAUAUUUACAAAUAAAAUAAAUAAGAAUAUAAUAUCUAUUAAUGAUAAGAUAUUAACUUUUUAUCUAUUUAUUAAGAUUGUUUAAUGAUGAUUUAUGAAAUUAAUAUUGUAUAAAUAAUAAUAAGAUGUACAUAAAUGUGAAAUAAUAUUUACCAUUUGUUAAUACUGAAUAUUUAUUUGAUAUGUAUCAUUUAGCGUCUGUUUUUAUAUAUUGAGAUACUUUUAAUUAUUAUAUAUUAUAUAAAGUUUUACCACAUUAAAAUGUAUUCAAUUAGCACUAAGAAUAAAAUUAAUUAUCUGUAAGAGAGCAAGUAUUUCUACAAUCUUAAAGAUAAGCAAGGACGACUUGUGAGAUGUUGGAAAUGGGAAAUAAAAGGGUUGACAUAAUCAGACUUGUUAAAUAUUUUUCAUUUUUCUUUUUUUUUGUCUCUUUUUAUAUCAUAAAUAUCUAUCCUGAAUCUGAUUAUAUGCGAAUUUUCUCGGCGCCAUAGGGAUACAAAGAAAAAGAUCGCUAUUGUUUCUGCGCUUAAUUCAUUUAAAUAAAACAUACCAAAGAAGUCUAGACUGCUUUUGCCAGAUACAUGCGCUUUCUUAGUUUCGCCAGCAUUUGUAAUGGAUGUCUUGAACGUGUGUUGUUUAAUACGUUCUGCUGGAACAAUUGACUGAUGAAAGGAAUGCCUGGACUCUUUCUUUUUACAACCCGACGCAAAUUAUUUGGAUUACUAUUGUUGUCUGUAGGAGACAUGCUAUCAGAUUGAAAUACAUAUGUACAAUUGGCGCAAUAGUUUUUCAGCGGAUAUAUCGCAUAAAUUUACAAUAUCGUCCGAUUUCCUUUGUUUCGCAAACUGGAUUUAUUUUUAGUAUAGCUGCUAAUCGCCGAGAGCAUGUCGCUUUUUCAUAACAUACAGUGAGAUCUCGUUACAACGCCCCGCGUCGAAUCUCUGAGUUAAUAUUGUUGUACUGCAAAUUUUCUUACAUCGAAAUGCUCGCAUAUUGGAACAUCUUGCCAUUGAGUUCAAUAAAAUCUCUGUUCUGCCUAUAUCUCUGGUUACAACAGAAUUUCGUUGCGCUAGCUAGCUAUUACUAGAAUUGAUUUUUUUCUUCAACACAGAAAUCGCUACAAAUGUCACAUCAAUUAUCCAGAUUUUCGUACUGAAAAUGACUUCUUGAUCAUGUAAUAACAGUUCUACAGAUACCUGUCUACAUUAACAGCCGAUCAAACAUUUAUGCAACAGGGGAUCAUUUCCCUAAAUAUUAAUCAAAGUUAACUGAUAUUCAAACCAAUGCUCUGCCUCUUUUCGAAGACAGAGGAAAAGAGAGAAAGAGCGAAAGAGACAGCCAAUUAGAUCUCAGUUAACUUUAAUUAACUUUUGGCGAUAGCUGCUUACACGACAGCGCAAAGCAAACACAAUUAAAAAUUUUUUUUCCCAAAAGCAUCAGUCGAAAACAUUCAGAAUUUCACGGCGAGGAACUACGGACAUCUCUUCCGUUUACAGGUAGCUGCGUAAAUGUAGAAUAGAUUGCACAUCAAUAACGUAGCAUACACAGUGUUAAUUGUAUGGUUCCGUAGCGAGACCAAAGUGGCUUGUGCGAUGACUCCCUUAGUUAAGAUCAACAUCUCUUACCUCAAACGAAUUCUGAUAUCCUACUCUCCCUCUUUCUCUUUCUGAUAAUAUAUAUAUAUCUGUAUAUAUAUUAGAAUAUUUUUUUUCAUUAUGUCAAAUGGGUCCCGUUAGCCGCUAAUCGCUUCACAUUUAUCGCCACUGGCCCGAGUUAAAUGCGUCGAUUCGUGUUCUCAAUAACGUGCUCAUUAACGAGGACGACGACGACGACGACGACGACAACUUUAUCUAGCUAAACAUCGAAGAACAUCGAACUGUUUAUGCGUGUUCAAAUCCCUGCAGUCAGUCUGAAUCUAAUUGACAAUUGUGUACACCAAAGGUAUGUGUCUCCUUGUGCUGCUUGCUUGAGUUUUUGUCUCUCUUCUUCUCUUCAAAUCUCUCUCUUUUUUUUACAUUCAGUUCGCUAAUAUCGACUACGUAUGUAUGCGCAGGUACAUAUUAUAACAGUACCGAGCGUACGAUUUUUAGCGUGAACUCUCGCUAACUCUCAUUUAUGAAUUUUUAUAUACACAGACUACAUGUA
This is a messenger RNA of Atta colombica, 3150 nucleotides long. It is a transcript of the gene Syx8, whose product is annotated as syntaxin-8. The record is from RefSeq and is a predicted model, not a curated record. Gene Ontology annotation, biological process: vesicle fusion; intracellular protein transport. Gene Ontology annotation, cellular component: SNARE complex; endomembrane system. Gene Ontology annotation, molecular function: SNARE binding; SNAP receptor activity. Lineage: Eukaryota; Metazoa; Arthropoda; Insecta; Hymenoptera; Formicidae. The transcript is spliced from 6 exons. Bases 207 to 944 code for a protein of 245 amino acids.